Glycine soja is the source of this 1166-nucleotide messenger RNA. RefSeq lists its product as uncharacterized. The transcript is spliced from 2 exons. NCBI's taxonomy places the organism in Eukaryota, Viridiplantae, Streptophyta, Magnoliopsida, Fabales, Fabaceae. The coding region runs from base 197 to 904 and encodes 235 amino acids. The record is from RefSeq and is a predicted model, not a curated record.
UAAAUUAUUUUUCACCACAAAAUCCAAAUUCCCUCGUAAAAUGCAAAGUGUGCUCCUCUUUAUUUUCGUCCUUGUCCCCCUAUAUUUGACUCAAUAAUAUAUACACACAUGUACCUCCAUUUGUAACUCUCAAACCAAAACCCGUUAAUUCAUAAUUAUUAUCUCCUUUCUCUACGUUACGCAGCAAGGGAAAACUAUGAGAAAUGUUUCAAAUACCAGGUUCUUAACCUGCAGUUUCCGUCCAGUGGUUGAUAUAAAUGCCACGCUCAAGUCUAGAUCAGUUGUUGAUCGCUCUGGUAAUCGUCGUUUUGCAUGUAUAGUACAUGUCAGUACAGACAAACAUGACACAAAAAAUAAUUCAGCCACCAAAGCCACGUUUUUGGGCCAAGAAUUGGCACAUAAUUGGGUUGUGCCAGCGUUUUCUAAGAAUACAAGAGCUCGUAAUAGCAAAAAUUGUUUUGGAUCAAAGGGUGGUUAUUCGGUAUACGCAGAAAGUAGUUCAUCAACCGGUGAUGAGAAACAACCUUUUGUGGUCACUAAUGUUCAAGAAACCAAGGCCCCAGAAAGGUCUUCGUUGGUUUCAUCUUCAAACUCUAUCGUAUCUGAAUCAAAGAACCCAUCAAAGUGUGAGUCCACUAAAGACCAAGUAGAAAAGCAAAAGAAGUUCCCUUGCGUUAGAAUAUACUGUGUUGUCGUAAGCUUAGCAGUUAUGAUAUUUUUGGGUAAAAUUAAUGUUAUUGUUUUGACACCAUUGUUAUUAUGGAACGCAAGCUGUUGUUGCUGGCCAAAAGAGGUUCCCAAGUUGCGUAACGGAAGGAGUGGUCGAAAUAAGGAACGUUCGCAAUGGGCAUUAAAUCUGUUACGCAAGAUACUCAUUUCUGUGCUUGAGUGUCUACUUCUUUAAGUUCAACAAUAAGCAUUUCUACGGCACAACAGCACAAGUAGUCAGUAUCGACGAAACCUAAUCAUCUGUUCGUGUUUCUUUCCUCUGCUCAUACUUUAUACAUUAAUUUGUUUUUUAUUUUUAUGAAUCAAAGUAUUUCUCAGUGGGACGUUAAGGAGUAAUCACUCGGAUUACUAAUAUUUUAACAGAUAUUUUCCUAAUACAUUCUUAAAAAUCGAACCCCUGUUUGGUUUUGUUAUAUGUAUAUUUAACAAAUUGUGUA